This is a messenger RNA of Acanthoscelides obtectus, 276 nucleotides long. NCBI's taxonomy places the organism in Eukaryota, Metazoa, Arthropoda, Insecta, Coleoptera, Chrysomelidae. The record is from the annotation of a GenBank genome assembly.
AUGUUGGUCGCAUCCAGUAGAGCAUAUCGCUAUUCGAAGGAGUAUCAACACUUGCAUUACUACGUUUACUCGUACAUCUACUACUUUGAGGUGUAUUUUUCGGAAUACAUUACUUCCAGAAGAUUCCACAAAGAGGUGAAAGGUAACGUGAUUAAAAAAAAUUACGUAAUCCAAGAAUUCCAAGAUUACUUGGUAGUUAUUAAGUCUGCAGCUGAUGAAGCGCGGUGCGUGGGUAGAUACUCUGUUGCUACGCAUAGGGCUGAACUAUUAGGAUAA